Messenger RNA from Ahaetulla prasina, 1036 nucleotides. It is a transcript of the gene MFAP2, whose product is annotated as microfibril associated protein 2. NCBI's taxonomy places the organism in Eukaryota, Metazoa, Chordata, Lepidosauria, Squamata, Colubridae. Gene Ontology annotation, biological process: embryonic eye morphogenesis. The record is from RefSeq and is a predicted model, not a curated record. The transcript has 9 exons. The coding region runs from base 175 to 711 and encodes 178 amino acids. Gene Ontology annotation, cellular component: microfibril.
UUGGCAUUAGGACCCGGGAGGGAGGCUGCGGUGGUGGAGGCCUGGCUCCUUCAGCCUCUUUGGAAAGCAAGACCCAGGCGAGGAGGAGAGAGCCAAGUCAGCCGCUGGAGAAGGAGAAAGACCCCCAAGUUGCUCAGCUCCAAUUCAUCUGCCUCUGUAGCUCCGCAGACAAACAUGAGGACUUUUCUGGCCCUUCUCCUCCUCUGCCUGCCAGCAGCACUUCUGGCUCAGGGGCAGUAUGACCUCGAUGACCCCGCCUACCCCGAGCCCCCUUACGCUCCUUACGAAAUUGAAAGUCAAGAUUAUUACGAUUACGCCGGGAACGAUCUCUCCCCCCAAACUCCAGAGGAGCACUUCCAGUCCCAGCAGCAGAACCAGCAGGAGGUCAUUCCAGCCCCAACCCCAGAUGUUUCUGAGACGGAGCCCACCGAACCGGGGCCCCUCGACUGCCAGGAGGAGCAGUACCCCUGCACCAGGCUAUAUUCCAUUUACAAGCCUUGCAAACAGUGUCUGAAUGAGAUCUGCUUCUACAGCCUCCGCAGGGUCUACGUGAUCAAUAAGGAGAUCUGCGUCCGUACGGUCUGCGCUCACGAAGAACUCCUAAGAGCCGACCUCUGUCGCGACAGAUUCUCCAAGUGCGGUAUCAUGGCGACCAGCGGCCUUUGCCAGACUAUGGCCACCUCUUGUGCUCGGAGUUGUGGCGGCUGCUGAGCGGGGAAAGGGGUCGUGGCAGUGGAUGGGAGGUGCUUCUGGACCACGGAUGAUGUCCCUGGUUCGUGCCCAGAGGAAGAGCGGCCCUUCUUGGCCUUCCUCCCCCGCUGCGGCAGUGACACACCUGCAGGGCUGCUCCGGCGUGACACGGCAGGAGUCUCAACAGGGACCCAACCUCAAGAAAUGCUGACCGUCACGCGAGCUACCAGUUGGGUUUUAUUGUCUUGUAAUUGCAAGUUAUAUUUUUUGUACGGACCGUUCUCCCCCCCCCUCCCCCUUUUCUACAAAACGAUUUGAAAAAAUAAAUAGACCAAACGUGUUACAA